Theobroma umbraticum is the source of this 1783-nucleotide messenger RNA. RefSeq names its product ARF-GAP domain 5 (gene AGD5). Gene Ontology annotation, molecular function: GTPase activator activity. The record is from RefSeq and is a predicted model, not a curated record. Lineage: Eukaryota; Viridiplantae; Streptophyta; Magnoliopsida; Malvales; Malvaceae.
AUGAACGAGAAGGCUAAUGUUUCCAAGGAGCUCAAUGCGAAACACCGAAAGAUUCUUGAAGGUCUUCUUAAAUUGCCAGAGAAUAGAGAAUGUGCUGACUGCAAAUCCAAAGGUCCGAGAUGGGCAAGUGUGAAUUUAGGUAUCUUUAUAUGCAUGCAAUGUUCUGGGAUCCACAGAAGUCUUGGGGUACACAUAUCAAAGGUUAGAUCUGCUACCCUGGACACAUGGCUUCCUGAGCAGGUUGCUUUUAUUCAAUCAAUGGGAAAUGAGAAGGCAAACAGCUACUGGGAAGCUGAGUUACCCCCUAAUUACGAUAGAGUUGGAAUUGAGAACUUCAUUCGUGCUAAAUAUGAGGAAAAGAGAUGGGUUCCUAGAGAUGGAAAAUCCCAAUCACCACCUAGAGGGUGGGAUGAAAGGGCUCCUCGUUGGCAGAGACCUAUGGAAAAAAGUGGGCAUGGGCACAUUAGUAAUUCUGAGAAUUCAUUUGAGGAAAGGAGGAACAUUCAAGCAUCUAGCAGAAAAGAAAGCCUUCCUGCAACAAGAAUUAGUCUUCCUGUUCCUCCCAAGGGACCUGAGCAGGUUACACCCAUCCAGAAGCCUGAACCAGUUGUUCAGAAAGCAGUACCAGUUGCUGCACCAGGUGAGGCAACAAAGCCAGCUGUAGAGACUGCUUCCACUGUCGCACCCCCUAAAGUCUGUUACGCUACAGACCUGUUCGACAUGCUCUCGAUGGAUGAUGGCCCAAGUGAAAAUGGGGCAGAGGCGGCUUCUACUGAUGAUAAUAAUUGGGCUGGUUUCCAGUCUGCUGGAGAAACUUCCACAACUAACAAAACCGACCCACCAAAAGCUGCUGAGAGUAAUUCCCAGUCAGCUACUGGGAUUGAGGAUUUGUUUAAUGAUUCACCUCCAUUAACUACCAACCAAGUCCCAGAGAAGCCCCAAAAUGAUGUGAAAAAUGAUAUUAUGAGCCUCUUUGAAAAGUCCAAUAUGGUGUCGCCUUUUGCGAUGCAUCAACAGCAACUAGCUAUGCUAGCACAGCAACAGUCUCUUCUCAUGGCUGCUGCUGCUAAAUCUGCUCCUGGAAGUACUCAACUGCCUGCACAGCAACUAGCUAUGCUAGCACAGCAACAGUCUCUUCUCAUGGCUGCUGCAGCUAAAUCUGCUCCUGGAAAUACUCAACAGCCUGCAUCCAACGGCUCAAGCAUACCCACUCAAACUUGGCCAAACAUCGGCUAUCAAAUCCCUGGAAUGAUGAUGCCAGUUGCCGGGCAGGCUGAUCUGCAGAAACUUAUGCAGACUAUGACAAUGGGACAGACACAACAAUUGGGAAACCCUGUUGCAUAUCCACCAUCCAGCUUUUAUGCAAUGGGGCAAGUUACGCCAACAAACGGUGUAGCGACCAGCGGAGCAACAAGCAAGCCCCAAUCGGCUUCCACCGUUUCAUCAGUGAAUUCUUCACAAGCAGGAAAGGAUUAUGAUUUUUCGUCAUUGACACAAGGGAUGUUCACAAAACAGUGAGUUUGGCUGGGGCAGGGUGAUGAUGAUUGCUGGCUUUGUCAUACUAUACCAAAAAUAGUUAUUUUACAGGGGCAACUUAGAGGUUUGGGAGGGUAUUUUCUCCUCUACCAGGUGGGGAGGGGGGAUUGUAAACUAUUUGUAGAUGCAGUUUUCAGUUUUUUUUUUUUAAUCCAUAUUUGGGUGAUGACUUCAUUUGUAUGAGUAGAUUUAUGCCAAGCAUUAAUAAAGAUGAGUUUAGAUUGAAUUGGAUUAAUCAUUCCUCAAA